Messenger RNA from Trichoderma gamsii, 2454 nucleotides. RefSeq lists its product as hypothetical. The transcript is spliced from 4 exons. Bases 1 to 2454 code for a protein of 817 amino acids. NCBI's taxonomy places the organism in Eukaryota, Fungi, Ascomycota, Sordariomycetes, Hypocreales, Hypocreaceae. The record is from RefSeq and is a predicted model, not a curated record. Gene Ontology annotation, cellular component: peroxisomal membrane. Gene Ontology annotation, biological process: fatty acid beta-oxidation; peroxisome organization; long-chain fatty acid import into peroxisome. Gene Ontology annotation, molecular function: ATP binding; ATP hydrolysis activity; ABC-type transporter activity.
AUGGCGGCACAGUCGAAUCUGCGCAGGACGGCGGCGGAGGAUGCGCUGGCCGAGUUUAUGGAGAAAUGGACCGGCAUCCUGGGCAAGAGGCUGCGGUCUACGUCGCGCACCACUCGCACUCUCGCCACGCUCUCGCUCGCCUUGUCCAUUAUCCUCGGCGCUGAGGGCAGCAGGCGGUGGUGGAAGAAGCGACGACACGAACACGAACAAGGCCGGAAGCUGGUCCGCACCAAUUCAUGGCUGCACAACAAGGACGGCUCUCGAACGAUAUACGUCCCCUACAAAGAUGGCACGUCCAAAGUCGUCAUCAAUACCACGAAGCCUUUGACGUUCGAGGCGCAUAGACGGCUGUUUCUCAAUCCUCCAAGAGUAUCGGGCCUUGGCGAUGGGACGGUUCCUUCUGCUCAGACAAAACCGGGCUUGAAUCUAGCGUUCCUGCAUCAAUUCCUUAGUCUUAUGAGUAUCAUGAUUCCCCGGUGGUCAAGCAAGGAAGCCGGUCUCCUGCUUAGCCACGGCGUCUUCUUGAUGUUGAGAACGUACCUGUCACUGGUGGUGGCUCGCUUAGAUGGAGAGCUUGUCCGAGAUCUCGUUGCUGGCCACGGUAAAGCGUUUCUCUGGGGCAUCGUAAAGUGGUGUGGACUGGGCACAUUUGCCUCUUAUACCAAUGCUAUGAUCAAAUUCCUCGAAUCUAAAGUAUCUAUUGCGUUCCGAACUCGACUUACUCGCUAUAUCCACGACAUAUACCUGAACGAAAACCUCAAUUACUAUAAAUUAUCCAACUUAGACGGAGGCGUUGGGCAAGGAGCUGAUCAGUUCAUCACACAAGAUUUGACUCUGUUUUGCGCCUCAGCGGCCAAUCUCUACUCAUCUCUGGGCAAGCCCUUUGUCGACAUUUGCGUCUUUAGCUUCCAGCUCUACCGGUCCUUGGGACCUUUGGCCUGGAUAGGCCUGAUGAGCAACUACUUUUUAACCGCAAGUAUUCUCCGGAAGCUGUCCCCGCCAUUUGGCAAGCUGAAAGCAGUCGAGGGCCGCAAAGAAGGAGACUUCCGCAGCCUGCACGCUCGCCUGAUUGCCAAUGCGGAAGAAGUAGCCUUCUAUGGCGGUGCAGACAUGGAGAAGACGUUCCUCAACAAGGAGUACAAAUCACUAAAAAGCUGGAUGGAAGGCAUCUACAUGCUCAAGAUUCGUUACAACAUCUUGGAAGACUUUAUUCUCAAGUACAGCUGGAGCGCUUACGGCUAUCUUCUUGCCUCUUUGCCGGUCUUCCUGCCAGCCUGGGGAGGAGUUGGUGGCGCGGCUGAGAUGACCGAGGGCGGAGAGAAGGGCGGCAGAGAGCGAAAUCGCAUGAAGAGCUUCAUUACCAAUAAGCGACUGAUGCUUUCACUCGCUGAUGCGGGUGGUCGAAUGAUGUACUCCAUCAAGGAUCUUGCCGAAUUGGCUGGAUAUACCAGCCGAGUCUAUACACUCAUCUCCACGCUCCACCGGGUGCAUGCCAAUGCUUACUACCUUCGAAGUGGGCAGAGCGAGCUGUACUCUUCGUCUGACGUCCAGGGAACAAUCCAGAAGGGCUUUGAUGGUGUUCGCUUCGAGCAAGUGCCGGUCGUUGCUCCUGGACUCUGGCCUCAGGGCGGAGAAGAGUUGCUGGAUUCUCUGUCUAUGAUUGUUCGGAGGGGAGAACAUCUCUUGAUCUCUGGCCCUAAUGGUGUUGGAAAAACUGCCAUAUCCAGGGUACUGGCUGGCCUCUGGCCCGUUUACCGCGGCCUGGUCAGUCGACCGAAGAGCAUAGGCGAAGACGGCAUCAUGUUCCUGCCCCAGCGACCAUAUCUCAGCCCCGGAACUCUUCGCGAUCAAGUCAUUUACCCCGAUGGCCAUGUAGAUAUGCGUGAAAAGCGCAAGUCUGAGAAUGAUCUCCAGAAGAUCCUGGAAGCGGCUCGCCUCGGCUAUCUUCCCGAUCGUGAGGGAGGCUGGGAUACUCGUAAGGAGUGGAAGGAUGUGCUCAGUGGUGGCGAGAAGCAGAGGAUGCAGUUUGCUCGUCUGUUGUACCACGAGCCACAGUACGCAAUCAUCGACGAGGGAACAAGUGCUGUCUCAAGUGACGUUGAGGGUCUGCUGUACGAAACGUGCAAGGAGAGGGGCAUUACCCUGAUCACCAUCUCAACGCGAGCUUCCCUCAAAAAGUACCACACUUACAACCUGCAGCUCGGCGCCGGCGACGAUGGUGACUCCUGGGAGUUUGAACGCAUCGGAACCGAGCGCGAGAAGAUGCAGGUCGAGAAGGAGGUGCAGGAUCUGCGUGACCGCCUCGCGCAAGUAGACGAGCUGAAGAAGAGGCGAGAAGAGAUUGAGAAGGAACUCAAUGCUGUGUGGACGGAAAAGGGCGAUUUGCUCGACGCGCCAUCGUAUAUUGACAUCGACGAGGCUCCAGUUACAAGCGAGGAGUCUGUUGAGGCCUAA